This is a messenger RNA of Drosophila grimshawi, 822 nucleotides long. RefSeq names its product calcineurin B homologous protein 1. The coding region runs from base 48 to 662 and encodes 204 amino acids. Lineage: Eukaryota; Metazoa; Arthropoda; Insecta; Diptera; Drosophilidae. The record is from RefSeq and is a predicted model, not a curated record. The transcript has a single exon.
AGUCCGAUAAUCUGGAAACAGCAGACGUCAAGCAAUAGUAGUAAAUCAUGGGCCAGAUAGUCAGCCGCAAGCUAAGCGAGACGGAGCUAAGCGCACACAAAGCAGCGACGGGACUGUCCACUAAGCAACUGGAGCAGCUGCAUGCCCGCUUCCUGGCGCUGGAUCGAUGUCAAAGCGGGUAUUUAUCGCCAACGGACCUUUUGCGCAUACCGCAAUUGGCACAGAAUCCAAUGCACCGCCAGAUAAUCGAUGGCUUCUUCACGGAUCCAAGCAACGAUCGCAUUGAUUUUGCUCAGUUUGUGCGCACCUGUGCCACGUUUCUGGUGCCGCCAUCUGGAAAUUUACGUGCGAAUGGACGUGCCCAGAAGCUGCGCCUAAUCUCCAAAAUGUUUGAUACACAGCGAACUGGUCACAGCAUCGAGCGAUCCGAUUUUCGGCGUGUGAUGAAAUACAUGUUGGACAGUGUGCCGCCAACGGAUGGGAUUGCCAUAUGCCAUCCACAUCCGGAGAGCAACGAAAUGGAGUUGCUGCAACUGGAGGAGCUGGCGUUUGGAGAUGGAAUAGCAAUAGUGGACAACCAAAGCAUUUCGUACGAGCAAUUUGAGCUGCGUCUCGACACAGCCGUUGUGGAAUCCAAAUUGGCGAUCAGCAAGUGGUUGUAGUGCGGAGUAGCCCGUCAAGCGGAUGUCAAAAUCCAAAAAUUGUGCGCAAACUGAUUUGAAAGUAUUUUUGGUUGAUUAUUGAUUUCGUAGAUUUUCAAUAGUUUUGUUCUUUAUUCAUGUCCACAAAUUGCAAUAGUUAAAGUUUUUAUUUUGAUUUCAC